This is a messenger RNA of Rangifer tarandus platyrhynchus (Svalbard reindeer), 312 nucleotides long. Lineage: Eukaryota; Metazoa; Chordata; Mammalia; Artiodactyla; Cervidae. The record is from the annotation of a GenBank genome assembly.
AUGCUUGAUGUGGAAAUGCACACCAGCAAGGACCAUAGCUCUCAGUCAGAAGUUGUAGAAGGAGAGAAAGAGGUGGAUGCUCUGAAGAAAAGUGUAGACUGGGUGUCUGAUUGGUCCAAUAGACCUGAAAAUAUUCCACCCAAGGAGUUCCACUUCAGGCACCCUAAACGUUCUGUUUCCUUAAGCAUGAGGAAAAGUGAAGCCAUGAAGAAAGGGGGGAUCUUCUCCGCAGAGUUUCUUAAGGUGUUCAUUCCAUCUCUCUUCCUAUCCCAUGUUUUGGCUUUGGGGCUAGGCAUCUACAGUGCAAAAUGA